ACAUUUCGUGCCUCUUAAUGCAUAUAUAUAUAUAUAUAUAUUUUAGGGUUUUUAUGUAGGCUCCUCCUUCCCAAUUUGAAAAGGAAAGGGCUCCAUUUUCACACCUCGCAGGGAGCGGGGACAUGGCGGUCAGAGCCUGUGGCUUGAUCAUCUACAGGAGGCUGCAGCCAGCGGCGUCCUCCAAGGCCGCUGACGGCAUCGAAUACCUCCUCCUGCAGACGUCUUACGGGACCCACCACUGGACGCCACCCAAAGGCCACGUGGACCCAGGAGAGGAUGACCUGCAGACAGCCUUCCGGGAAACGCAGGAGGAGGCAGGUCUUCAGGCCAGCCAGCUCACCCUUGUGGAGGGGUACAAGAAAGAACUGCACUAUCCUGUCCGUGGCAAACCCAAGACUGUUGUUUACUGGCUGGCAGAGGUGAAGGAUUGUAACACGGAAAUCAAGCUCUCGGAGGAGCACCAAGCUUUCCGCUGGCUGAAGCUGGAAGAUGCUUGCAAAUUUGCUGAAUAUGAGGACAUGCAAGCAACGCUGAAAGAUGUGCAUCAGUUUCUCUGCUCUAAGGAAUAAAUACUUUUGUGAAGGAUAAGGGGGCUUUUUGAAGGACACGGCCUGAUUUUAAUUUUGGCUGCAGAAAUAGAGAUUUCCUUUUCUAAAUCUGUACAAAUUCAGUAAAGAUACUUGGAGCUUUUAAAUAAUUUGCACUUUUUUUCUCCCCUAACUAAUGGAAAAAAGGCAUGGUCUGACUGAACCAGGAGCCAGAGAUGUCUGAAUUGAAACCCAGAACUAACAAAGGCUUCCUGUGUUCCUGUCUUUUUCUUUUUUUAUUUUUUCUUGAAGUGGUGAGCAGUCAUGAAUCUCUUUGAAAAUCAAACACUUGAUAUUUCUUGACUUGCUGGUGCAGAUCUAUAGCGUUGUAAAAAUGAGCAUAUGGAGAUUUUUAAUAACAAAAUGCGUACUGCAGAAGUUGCACCUUGCAUUUCAGAUGGGGCAGCAGUAGUUCUGUUCCCAAACUCCUCCACUGAUAUGCUGUGAUUGCUUGUCAAAUCAUUUCAGGUCUUGUUUGUUUGUAUCAUGAAUUUAUGUACAUCACUAAUGCACCGUUAUGAAAAUAGUUGCCAUCCAAGGAGUCUUAAUAAACUGUUGACAUACAAUA
Cygnus atratus (black swan) is the source of this 1155-nucleotide messenger RNA. It is a transcript of the gene NUDT2, whose product is annotated as nudix hydrolase 2. Gene Ontology annotation, biological process: ATP biosynthetic process; AMP biosynthetic process. The record is from RefSeq and is a predicted model, not a curated record. Bases 123 to 569 code for a protein of 148 amino acids. The transcript is spliced from 3 exons. Gene Ontology annotation, molecular function: bis(5'-nucleosyl)-tetraphosphatase (asymmetrical) activity. NCBI's taxonomy places the organism in Eukaryota, Metazoa, Chordata, Aves, Anseriformes, Anatidae.